Xyrichtys novacula (pearly razorfish) is the source of this 25118-nucleotide messenger RNA. Lineage: Eukaryota; Metazoa; Chordata; Actinopteri; Labriformes; Labridae. The record is from the annotation of a GenBank genome assembly.
GAGGAGGAGUGGUGCCGUUAGAUUGACAGCAGAGACAGUUGGCAUCAGACUGUCUAUCUGUCUGUCCGUCUCGGUGCGUCAGGCUGGGUCUUUGGACAGCACGCUGCCCGCCUCCGCCGUAUGAGUGCUCCGUCUGUUUGCUUGUGGUUUUGUUUACGUUUGUGGAGCGGAGUUUGGGGAUGAUCCCCACAUGUCUGUCAAAAGGUCAAGGUAAUAGGUCAGAUAUAAAAAAAACUUGGCAGAUGAUAUUCAUCCUUAUUGUGGAUGUUAUCUUUUAUCAAUACAGAAUUUGAAAUGAAAAAUACUUUUAAGUUGAAAGCACAACAGCUUUGUAAAUGUGAGAUGAUAAAAUUUUCUGUCAAAGGUGAUGAAAAAGUUUUAUUGUUUUUCGCAAAAACAGCAGUUUCUCACCAGUUCAUAGUCCCGUGGUAUCCAGUUUUCCCUCUCUCUUGAAAAGUUGAUCAAGGUGAAAUGUAUUCCCAAUUUCAAACAUCAAAAGUUGGUCAUCAGCUUCGACACUGGUGCCGUCAUUGAAAGUAGCUGCAUGCUCACAGGAAUAGCCUACCUUUUCACAAAGAGCAAGAAAACCUCCUCCUCUGCAUGCAAAAAUAAAUCCACAUGUCCUCUUUAAUUGAUCAGAUUCUGCACGUCAAUUUUACUCCCAAAUCUCAAAUCUCAGAAUCUAGAAGUGCUGGAGAAAUUCAGAUUUACAAAAAAAAAGUGAUAGUCAGCAGGUGCUCGAUUCUGUUCCCAUGAAAACAAAAGUCCAUUCCAGUUUGCAACAGCAAGAAUGAGUGAGAGUGGUGAGAUGGGAGUGAUGGGUUUUAAAGGAGGUAGCGAAUGAGGAAGGGAGGGAGGGAGAGAGGACAGGCGUGAUGCUGAGGGAAGGGAGGAGGAAGCUCUGGGAAUGACAUUAGUUGUACUACACAAGUAUUUAGAGAGAGUACACUAGUAUACUUAACAUUUUGCUUGUUUGGCAUGAGAGUUCAAAUCUUUGAUCUUCUUGAAGGAUCAAUUCCUGCGUCAUUUUAUUGAUCAUGUUGAAAGUGUUUUAAAUAUUUAUGAGUUAAAUUGUGAAUAUGUACAUUUGCUGCUAAAAAAACAUCUAUUGAUAACACGGACAAAAGCUUUUUUCUCUCAAGAUAGAAACACUUAGUUGAAAUACUGAUCCAUUAAAUAGUGAAACUAAAUACCAUGACACAGCAUUCCUGUUUCCAAGAAUAUGUAUAUCUAUCCAUGUGGAAAAAGUGGCUUACCUAAUGUUUAAUUUUCCCAAACUUUGUUGCUCAUUUUACGAGUUCCCCCUCCUACCCUUCCUCUAUCUCCCCCACAUUUGCCCUCUCGUUCUCCCUUUCUCCCCCUCCCUAUAUUGUCUUAGAAGAAGGGGUGACAUUUAGACAAGGGGAAGAAAACACACUGCCGACAAAUAUUGGAACUGAGGCAAAUAAAUCACCAGUUAGGAAAGGAAGGAGGGCAUAAGGAGAGCACGGGUGGGUGUUACACUGGGGUUAGGAGAGAGUGGUGAAGAAAGCAAGUUUGUGACACAUGAGAGAAAAAUUAAGAUACUAUAUCUGUGUGGGUUUGAUAACCGAGAAGAGAUGAUUGUGAUAAUUUUGUGAAGGAAUUAACUGGCUACACAAAAUACAAGCUUUAUUUGAGCCCUACUGCAAGUUGCUGAUACUGUAUGAUGACAGCUAUACAACUGAAAUGACAUUUCGUUUGGUUAAUUGUGUAUUUAGCCCAGAUGUAAAUAUUGACUACUGUAACAGACAAGCUUAUUUCAUUACAACUGAGGUAAUAUUUCAUAAAUGUGUUUCUUUGUUGUGAAUGAAAGCAGUGAGGUAACUUCACUUCUUUAGGUAUUUAGUAUGUAUUUCUGCUUUUAAAUAACAAGAGACAGCAAUAAAGUUGUGGGAGAAAACCUGAACUCAGAUUAAAUGUAAAUUUUUAAGCCUUGUUUGAAUGUUGUUUCAAGUGCUAAUUAUUGCCCAUUUUAUAUCUGUCUCAAGAAAAGAGUAAUUAGCACACUCCUUGCAAAUGACAAUUAAUGUGUGCAAACUGUGAGUAAAAUCUCUCUGCCGUGAUAAGGUUGAGGAAUAGAUAUUACGUACAAUUAUUUAAUUGAAAAGCGUGAACUUUUAUUUGGUAACAACAUUAAGCAGACAGUAAGGAAUUUAAUUUGCCUUUAGUUUUAUGGCUAAUUGUGAUUACCUUUACAGCAAGUUGUAGCUGAUGGGAGGUCAGCAACAGCAAUGAAAACCACCACUUUUACAUAUUUUUGUGAACACACAUGUACUGUAUUUUUGUAUGAUAUCAAGUUUUGAAUCUAAAUUGCUAUAACUUACUGCUGUAUCUUUGUUUUAUUGAAUUCUGUCUGACUGAUCAUAAUUUUCUUUUUUACCCUCAGUGAUUAGCAUUAGCUCAUUACAUAUAUAUUUUUUUGUCUUCUUAAGGUAAGUCUUAACAAAUGUUUAGACUUAAUUUGAACUUUAAGGGCUUUGUACUUGUGUGACCGAACCUGCUGUAACCUGAAAGUUACCCUGUCCACACAUCCUCUUUCAAUUUCUCUGAAACAGACACACAUACACAGGCACGCACACUCCAACAUUUCUCUGUCUAUAUCUGCAAAGACAGGUUUCUUGUAGGCCCCCUUCCCUCCUUUUUUUUGUCCUUCUCAUGUCGUAUUCCUCCUUUGUGUCCCCUGUUUCUCCAAGUGACGUCUUCUUCUGUCUCCCACAGCAACGCCAUGGUGAUGAGCUGGCCACUGUCAUGUCCGGCGCCUCUGUUGUGCACAUCCCUUCACCCCUCUCUCGUAAAUAACAUUCCCUCCUUUUUUAUCUUUAUCUUUCCCUCAUCUUGUGGACAUUUUAUCAUGCUGGAAUGGUCCCGUACUGAUUGACUGUAACUUGGCUGCAGAGCCUCAAGAGGUGCUUGUCAAGGCUGAAACAUGAUGACACAUAUGUAGAGAUGACUUCCUCCUGUUAUAAAGUAAAGCAGACUUUGCCGUGAGAUAAGCCAAUCCAGAGAGAGAUCUAUUUGGUCCCAUGGUGCUUACUGUGGGAUGAACAAUGGGCCUUUACCUCAAGGAUGAUGCCUCAGGGAGACUUUGGACUUCAUGGACAUAUUUCCAACCAAGGUCAUUGAGAGACAGAGACAUGGCCCAUCACCUUUGCUCACUUCUUUGCAUUACUUGCCUCUUGAGGGCUACCUGCCUUUGCAACCUGGGUGUGGAUGGAGUAGUGAAGGCAUGUAGAAACAUGACUGCUGUGGAUGUGCACUUGCAUUGCUCAGACACCUCUGCCAACAAAGAGCUGAAUGCACUGCUGUGUAUGAAUGUGUGUGGAGCGUGUGCAUGAAUAUUAUGGGAUGGCGAGCAGCAGUGUUGUCAGGCAGGGAAGUGGGGGUGGCAGAGUGGGUGGUGAGCUGUGUGCACAUGGGGGGAGGGGGGCAGAGGGAAUGAACGACCCAUGAAUAUUAUGGAAUGAUGGUGUUAGGUGGUGAUUGAGGGGGGGAAAGGUGGGGAGGGGGGGUUUUAGUGCUUGUGAGGGGGAAAGAUAGCUGUACAUAUGGGAUAUGGAGGGGUUAGGAGGAGGUGUUGGUGACGACGUUGCACGUGAGUGUGUGUGCACGAGCAUACAUGCAUGUGUGAGGGGCAUUCAAGCGAUAGGAGCAGACAACGGCCAGACAUAGGCCUUUGUUGCUAUGCGAUCUGCAUGUACUGCAGCAGGAAAUAUUGCAGUGGCCAUAUUAGCAGAGGAAGUAAAGGAAGGCCGCUGGGUUGGGAUUAUAACAGUUCCUCUCCCACUCACUUGACACAUGCACAGAGCAGACAUGCAGAAAAUGCAUUCACUGAUACAAAUACAAUCAUUUUAUGUCUCAAAUACAGUUUUCACUAGAACUCCAGAAAGCAGAGUAUGAAUAUAUAACUGAUUAUUUCCCUGUCUAACUGUGUCUGAAACAAACAUGCAACUUUAUGCAGGAUGCAUAUAUAAAAGUGAUAAAUGGUAAGCAUUUGUGAGGAUUCAGUGGUAACUUACUUUACUUAUGUCUUAACUAACAACAGAGUAUAUCAUGCCUUGGAUCAGUGAGACGUGACAAUAUGCUCGAUGAGCGGCCACAUUUAGUGAAACUGACGAAAUUCUUGCAGGGAAUCCCAAAAAUGAAUCUAAAAACUCUAAACAUUAAGAUACAGCUUUUACAAGUUUUUUGUGAUAUGAUGCAAAAGAAUUUUUAAAAAUUAGUUCUUUCAAAAUACCAUCAGGGACAAAACACAAAUAUAUAGUUUGAAUAACAACCUCAAAAGAUUGUUUGGUAGGCGUCCAAAGAAUUCUAACUCAAAAUACUUAUAUUAUAGUCAUGUGAUGGUUUUGGUGGGCCUCUUUUGUGCGGCCCUCAAGUCUUUUUUCUGCCCUCAUAACAGAACCUGAACCCUCUAAUGUGAUGUUAUUCAAUAAGUCAUUUCAGACACACCAGAUAAAUUACACAACAGUCACAUUUUGGCAUUCUAAGUAUCAGUGGAAACUCAGCACUGAUCAAUCAUGUUUAUUGUCUUGGCUGCCUCUCAAUUAUGAUAACUUAUGUCUAAAUGCUGCUUAUCAUACCGAACUUAAAGCAAAAUUUUGUGGUUAUGUAGUUUUGGUCCAUGUCCAACAUCAGAAACACGAAUAGUAUAUCAAUUCAUGGACAUGAAUUCACAACAGUCUUUGCUGUUGAUACAGAUGUGUUGCAGUAUGGCUCUGGAACAACACUGUGACAUACUGUAGCUCGGCUUACUUCAGGUUGACUUGUAAAGAUUAAAGUAUCAAUACUAUACAUAACCAACUUUGAAUGUAUAAAAAUGUGACUUUAAAGAAAAGAAAAAGACUGUUUCUUUGUACUUUAUUUUAACACAGUGCAGUUUUAAAGUUUCUUUGCCACCUAACUGUCCUCUUAUUUCGACUUGUUGCAUCUUAAGGUGCUUUUACUUUGAAAGGCAGUGUAACUUGCUGAGCCAAAAUGUCAUUUUUGAAUUGAAUUAGUUCUUAAAGGUCUUGAACAAUAGCAACUUAACUUCAUUGUGCCUAAUAGUCAAACCUCAGCAGGGAGAAAAGCAGCUUAUGCCUCUAAUGUCUGUGUAGUUAAUUUAUUUGAAACAUCACUAUUGUAAUUGUCUAUAAUUGAAGUAAAGACUAUUUGGUUAUACUGUACAUCCUUGAAUGUAUAAUCUAGUAAAGUCUUAAAUAUGUGCUUUCACAUUCCCAUCUGCUUGAAUGUGUCUGAUAUGCAGCAGCUCUUUGUUUUAUUUAUGCAUUACAAAUUAAACAUGAAGGCGACAUAUUGUGUAUUAAUCUAAAUCAAUAUAUGGACCAUUCACUUUCAUCCUACACUGAAAUCCCUUUAAGGUCACACCUGUUGGCCCUGUUUCCAUUUGAAGAGCAAACACACACAUCCCAAUCACUGUGUCCAUCGUAGCAGGAAUACUGGAGUCAGACUUGUCCGUGAUGACACUGCUGUGACAGGAGGCCUCAUCCUCCUCCUGUGAUGCUGAGUAACAUUGUUGGCAUCAUUGUUGUGGCCUAUCUGACACACAUCCGGUUCUGUUUAACUAUGAGCUGAUCUGCACUCUGCACACACACACACUGUGGGCAUACAGUCCACCUGUGUGAGAAGGAUCCCGGUGAACAAAAUGGAAGGCUCUUUGACUUCUUGGCAUACUCAUGCUCACUCCCAGGUGGGUGAUGAGGAGUAUUAUGGUCUGUCACCAAUGGACUUGAGCUCCCUUGGAGAGCAUGUGACUGUUUUUCCUUCUUUUUGUCUUUUAAGAAGUUGUAUAUUAUGGGAUGUAUGCUGCUACUGCUAGAGUAUUAUGGUCUGUCGGGAGCGGGGGGGGGGGGGUGUCGUCAUGACAACGGGGUUGCUAAGGGGGCUGGGACUACUAGUGGAAAGGGGAAGGAGUGUGCAUGCUAUGAGCCUGGUGCAUGCAUGUCUAGUGGUGGUAGUGUACGUGCGUACGCGCGUACGCGCGCGCGUGGUGGAGGGGGUGGGGGCAGGCUGAAUAUUAUGGUCUGUCCGUUGCGAGGUAACUAUGCAGAGUCCUGUGUGAGUGUGGGAGGGGGGGAUUAUUAUGGGAUGUCUGCCCCCUUUGUGUGUUUGUGAGGAUGUUAGCUAAGCUUUGCCUGUAAGGUUGGGGGAGAGAGAAGAGGGGAACGGAGCAACGUGUUUUGGGUCAUUGACGGCUCAUUUCUCUAAUUUCGCCGAUCAUUGACUCAGCCGGCUUAAUGAAUGAACACUUGGUGACAACAACUGCCGCACAAACAGCCUAACUUGUGUCAAUUCUUGCGCCGAGACAGAGAGCACACCUCGACCCGGGACCACACUACAGUAAGUUUUUGAUAUGUCAAGGUAGGGUUUUAAAGACUUAAAGUUUUCUCCAAUGUAGCUGUUGUUUUCACUCGACUGUGCAACUUGCUGCUAAUACUUGAAGAGAUGUUGUCACUUAUUCCCUCACUCCAAAUACCUGUCAAAAACAUAAUGUCAAAACAGAGAUAAGGUAGUUAUUCAACUUGUUUGAGCGUGCAGGUGGUCAAUGAGAUGCUAUUUGAAUAAUAAGAAACGAGCAAAUGACUGGUUACCAAUGUAUUAUUAUUUAUUUUCCAGCACCCACCACCAUCACCCCCUCCCUUCCUGGACACCCCCGGUCCAUUCUCCAACAGUCCCACGUCAUUUUCCCUCCCUCGCCGACCGAGGAGCAGCGAGGUUUUAGGGGGGAUUAAUUCGACCAGCAAGAAAUACAGUUAAAACGCUGGGAAAAUGUCGGGCAGCGAGGAUGAGAGGGAGGACUUUGGGGCCGCGGACGAGCACUCACUUCUUCGCGGUAAGCUCGCUUUUUUUUAUUAUAAUCUCUCUCUCUCUCUCUCUCCUCCUCCUCCUCCUCCGAAGAACAGGGUCCAUCUCUCGCUGUCACUUGAGCUCGCCGAGGCUAGCGUUAGCUUCUAAGCUAGCCCAGCACUAGUCAGCUCGGGCCGCUUGUCACUCGCCAUAAUAGAUUAGUUAGCUAACUUGUCAGGAGAGUGUUUACUCAUUUAUUUUCCCCUCUAUUCCAACCCCCUCCGGUUACUCACACCUCACACGUGCUUUCCGAAGUGCGAGUGUGAGCUGUCAAAGUUUCACACACGGAGCAUGUACAAGUUUUAACCUGUGCUGUUGUGGCAUUCAUGGUGGACUCGGUGUUCUCGUGUGUGUGCGCGCGUGCGUGCACGGACAUGUGCCAAGUCGUGCCAGUGCGCGCGCGGAACGCCUCUAUUCUCUCUCUCUCUGUCUGUCUCUGUGUUUGUCUCUCUCUGUGGCCUGCAGCAGGGCUCCUCCUGUUCCCCGUGCUCAGGACUUGUCUUGUCUCGCUAAUUAAAAAGCCCGUCAUUAUCCCGCAGGUGAGGACGAGCCGGAGGAUGCUGUGUCUGAUGUAGACGAGGUACCGAAGUCGAAGAAGAAGAAGAAAGCGAAGAAGAGCAGCCGUGAGAGUCGCAGCAGCAAAAGGCAAAGACCUGUCAGAGAGGUAAAGUCAAAACUUGUCAUGUUUACAUUUGGCUCUGAGUGAUACUUGUCCCUUUAACCUGGGUAAUAACACAUAAACUUCAAAAUAACCAAACAGGGUCACAUCUAGAGGAGUCAAAUGUUGCAGGGAAUGGUGUAUUGUUUACCUUUAUGUGUAGGGGAGAGUGGGGUAAGAUGAGCCAUUUUUCAUAUUUCAGAUCACUACAUCAAGUCAAUCAUAGUUUUGUCUCUAACUAGUGUAUCUGCAUAUAUUUCAAGAUGUUGAGCAUUCCUGCAAACCAACAGAAUGAGUGUAAACAUAACUUGAUAAUAUAGCAUACCAAGAAAAGUGGUCUCCUAUGGUCAACUUACCCUGUGUAUGGGGUAAGUUGACCAUAGGAGCGGGGUAAGUUGAGCUGUAUCCCUACUACCCCAGCCCUCCUUCGCCUUCUCUCUCCCUAAAUAACAGUCACUUCUUCACAUUCAUGUGUAUUUUUAUCUAUUAUACACAAUUCAACUGGUGCAAUAAUUCUUUUUAUUAUUAUUGCAUAUAACUGCUAAAAAGCUGUUUUGUAAAAAGCCAUUUUAACAUGAGAAUGUCUUUAAGUGAUUCAGAACAUUCACAGCUGUAUUUUGUAAAGAAAAAUUAACACAUUUCAACAAUCUGAACUGAAACUCUGAUCCUCUCAUCAGACUUCUUUACUUUCUCAGUUAAGCUACUGGCUCAAUUUACCCUUGAACUAAUAUUAUGACUUUAUUAGUCCUCUAAGCUAAAAUGGUGGACUGUUAUGGUAGGUUUCUGACCUCAUGUUGUAGCUCAUAGAUACCACAAUUGAAGUAUAAAACAAAUUUAAAUGAUCUUUUUUGGUCUGAACACAAUUCUAAUAAAACUUAUGACAAACUGAAUUUACUUUCAAGAGUGAACAUUUUUUUUUUUUGUAAAUAAAUGUCUAUCCCCUUCACCCAUAUGCUUCUAACCUUCACAGACUCCAUGAAUUGAUAUGCCCAUCUCCUAAAUAUUUGGUCAUAUGAUCAAUUUCUUUUACCAUUUCCAAGCAACAGGGGGUGGCUCAACUUACCCCUCUCUCCCUUAUAAUAAAUAUCUUUUAAAGAUAUUUAUGAUUGCUUGAGCUUCAGGACCCAAAAACAGGAGUGCCCUUAUUUCUCGAGUUAUUUCUGAACUGCCAACAUUAAUGGAUUAAUUGAUUAGCCGUUUCCUACCUCCUCCUAUAAAAUAACAAUACAAAUAGUGGACUGUCAUGCGCAUCUAAGUUUUGGCAAGAGCAGACAGCAAGGCUUAAAAAUGAUUACUUGAUUAAUCUUUUUCAACUAAUUUUCUGACAAGAAACAAUACAAACUAACCAGUGAAGCUUCAUGAAACACUGAUGAUCUCUAUGUUAUUCUAUUUAGGCUUAAUUUACCAUAACAGACACUGGAAAUCUACACUUGAGCGUAUUCAAGUUAUCCACACAUGAUAUAAGCACUUGUGUUUUUUUUGCUUAAUGCUAAGUGGCUCUUUGCCUUGCAGGAGUUGCCAGUUAGCUCCCCAGAGCACUUGAUUGGAGUAGAGACUGCAGAGAGAGAUGCAGACGAGGGAGGUGUGCGGUCAGAAAGUGAAGGAAGUGAUUAUGCCCCUGGGAGGAAAAAGAAGAAGCGCUCCAGCUCGGCCAAAGAAAAAAAGAAAGGAGGCUCAGCGGUGGAGAAAGGGGGUUCAUCGAACUCUAAGAGCAAAAGGAAAGAUCCAGAACCAGAAGAAGAUGAGGAUGAUGAUGAUGAUUGCCAGGUAAAUGUUCAUUCAGACUUUUAAUAAGAGUGAAUAAUUGAUUCCUUAAAGACAAAUAUGACAAAUGAUCUUCCUGUAUAUCUCCCCCUCAUUCUCAGCCUAAAAGCUCCACACAGCUACUGGAGACCUGGGGCAUGAAAGAUAUUGACCAUGUCUUUACUCAGGAAGACUACAACUCACUCACUAACUACAAGGCCUUCAGUCAGUUUGUCAGGUGAGUGCUGAUUUUAUUAUUCACUUUUACCAUUUUGUCAAGGAGAUAAAUGAGUAAUCAGUAUUUUUCCUGUCAAUAUUGUGUUUUUAGGCCCUUAAUUGCAGCAAAGAACCCUAAAAUAGCUGUUUCCAAGAUGAUGACUUUAAUGAUGGCUAAGUGGCGAGAAUUUAGCACCAACAACCCCCUGAAGGUAAUGCACCUCAGUCUGACUUUAGAUGAAUGGGGCUUGUGAUUCACAUAUAAAGAAGUCUUGCAGGUUGAACUUGAGAAAAGGGAGUUUUUCACUUUGUACCGUGUCGUCCUGCAGGGUUGUGCCUCCGCCAAUGCAGCCCUGGCAGCUGCCAACGUGGCUGCAGCUGUUGAAAACAUGGUGGUGGCAGGGGCAGACGGAGGGGCAGAAACCAAUGUUGCCGCCUCACCCACACCUGCUCCUGCCCCUGCUGCUCCAACACCUGCCGCGCCCCCAGCAGCCCCAGCACCUCCUCUACGCAAGGCCAAGACCAAAGAGGGCAAAGGUAAAGUAGGAUAAAUGUGGAUGGAACAUGAUAAAUAUCUUUUGAUGUUAAGUUUUUUCUAAUAUUUUUCGAAUUUGCGCUUCUGAACUUAAAUCUCUAUGUUCUCUCAGGUCCAAAUGCUCGCAAGAAAUCAAAGCCCGCACCUAAACCUCCACUUAAGCCCAAACCUAAGAAGGUGGCCCCACUUAAGAUCAAACUCGGGGGACUCAACAGCAAGAGGAAGCGCUCCUCCGUAAGCUGCUCUUAAACCAGUCUCUUUGACUUAAAUCAGUAGCUUCAGUGAAGUUGAUCUUUGUCUUAGUAUCCUCUCUCUUAACUGUUUCUCCAUCAGAGCGAUGAAGACGAACCUGAUGUUGACAGUGACUUUGAUGAUGGGAGUUUCUCUGUGUCAGAUGGCUCGAACCGUAGCAGCCGUCCUAAGAAGAAACCCAAGAGUGCGAAGAAAAAGAAGAAAGGUUGGCAUCGGAAUACUUUGAAAACGUCCGCACUUAUGUCCCUUAGUGCUAAACAAAAGACAGCAGCUUAAUGCAGGAGGAUUUAGCUUUGUCAAGUUAGAUUUGAGUCAAGGCCAAAAUGAAGGUCGCUGCUCAUUAUGUGUCCCGGUUGCUCUUUCUCAUUUCCGCUCAUUUUCUAUGGACCUCCUUUCUCAGUGGAGACGGAAGAUGGUGACGGCUAUGAGACGGACCACCAGGACUACUGUGAAGUGUGUCAGCAGGGGGGGGAGAUCAUUUUGUGUGACACCUGUCCCAGAGCUUAUCACAUGGUCUGUCUGGAUCCUGACAUGGAGAAAGCACCAGAGGGCAAGUGGAGCUGCCCACACUGUGUGAGUACCUUCAUUUUGGGUCUCCUUACUGUGCCGGGAAUUCCCCCGUAUCACACUCAUUAUCAGAGGGAAAAAAAAACAUAUGAUGAAAUGUAUCGUUGUAAAAUUGCAGUUUCUGCGUCCUGAAUUAAACUGGGUUUUCAUUUUGUUUUCCAAAAAUUCCUUUGUCUUGUGCUGCCCCCCCACCACCACAUACAUGUACUUCCAACCCUCUGCUCAUGCUCUCAUAUAUCCCUUCUCUCUCACCACCACACGUGUCACUGCCCCCCAUCCCCCAUUUCCUCUACUUGUCCCUCCAUUCCCACCCCUCCCUCCACCCUCUCUGCCCUCCGCCAUGGCUCCACACGCAAACACGCACACGCAUGCAAUGCACUCCCCCACACCCCCCACCCCUCAUGAAAACCCCCCCCACCCCUUCCCGUUUUUUUCCUUUCGCUUUGUUCCGCAUACCUUCUCUGCCUGUCUGCCCCCCCCCCCCACCCCCCCAUCUGUAAUUCUUGUACCAGGAGAAGGAGGGAAUCCAGUGGGAGGCCAGGGAUGAGCUCUCUGAGGCUGAAGGGGAAGAUGAGGAAGAUGGGAGAGAAGAAGGGGUGGAGGAAGAGGAUGACCACCACAUCGAGUUCUGCCGUGUGUGCAAGGAUGGAGGGGAGCUGCUUUGCUGUGACACCUGCCCCUCCUCCUACCACAUCCACUGCCUCAACCCUCCUUUGCCGGAAAUCCCCAAUGGAGAAUGGAUCUGCCCCCGCUGCAAGGUGAGUGCAGUACACUGGUGCGUAUGAGUGUGCGUGUGUGUAUGCUUAUGUGGGCGAGCAAUGGAAUGCAGAAUCCUUCUUGUGCACGCCUACAGCACUUUAGAUAAACUGUGGCAGUCUUUCAUUUAAUUUAUAUUUUGCUGUUUCUCGUCUCCUUAAAAGUCUCUCUUCAUAUUUCCUUGAAAAAAUCUUAUCAGAGUUAAAUUGCUUCCGCUCACUGACUUUCAUGCAUUUCUGAAUUAAUCCUCUCUUAACAGUGUCCACCAAUGAAGGGCAAAGUCCAGAAGGUUUUAACAUGGCGAUGGGGGGAUCCACCUGCCCCCACGCCUGUCCCUCGGCCUGCUGACCUUCCUGCUGAUGCUCCUGAUCCCCCGCCGCUUGCAGGCCGCAGGGAGAGGGAGUUCUUUGUCAAAUGGUGCAAUAUGUCCUACUGGCACUGCUCCUGGGUGCUCGAGCUACAGGUACCACAUGCAAUCUCCAAAACUGUUCCCCCCUGUGGACAAGAAUCUGAAAGUUUCUGUGCUCUGCUAGAAGACACAGACUAUACACAGAAAUAUUGAGUAUCUCUGCAUAAAGUCUCUCUUUCUCGUUGCUUCUCAGUUGGAGCUCAACUGCCAGGUGAUGUUCCGAAACUACCAGAGAAAGACUGACAUGGAUGAACCACCACCUGUAGAUUUUGGAGGUGAGGGUGAUGAUGACAAAAGCACCAAGAGGAAGAACAAGGACCCUCUUUUUGUUCGAAUGGAGGGGGAGUUUUAUCGCUACGGAGUCAAGAUGGAGUGGCUGAUGAUCCACCGCAUCCUCAAUCACAGGUAGGUGGAAUUAGACCUCUGCUGAUGAAUUUGACCUUGCCUUACUUGCUCCUUUAAGGAUUUGUCUCUGCUUCUGAAUAACUUAAAGAAGAGCUGAAAAGGUUUUACUUCACAGAGGCAACACAGAAUUGGAGUAUAAUUUAUUUCUUUAAGAGUUAUGGACAACCAUCCGUGUAAAGUUCAUCUGAAAAGUCUACAAAGUGUUUGCGCCUCAUCAUAGCUCCUUUCUUUCCUUUUUCCAUGUCAGUGUUGAUAAAAAGAACAACGUGCACUACCUGAUAAAGUGGAGGGAUCUGGCCUACGACCAGUCAACCUGGGAGAGUGAGGACAUGGACGUCCCUGAGUUUGACACCUACAAACAGACAUACUGGAAUCACAGGUAAGCAGGAACGUGUGGAAAAAAAAUGUGUCAUCCUUCUUUUAUGAUCUUUAAAGUAUAUUUUGCCCUACAAAAGCCCCUUUUUAGACACGGACAAAGUAAAAGCUUCCUGAAAUUACUUUGGAACAGAAACAGUUUUUUUUUUUGUUACUUCACUGAGAACACUUCCUGCUAAUUCCCUACUAUCAUCGCAGCGUUGUCUGGGUGAGCUUAUGUGAGCAGCAGCAAUUCUUACAAGUGAUUCCCAGUGAGAAGUGGCAGGGAGAGUGCUGUUUUUUUUUCCCCCUGAGGCUAGUGUUUUGUAGUUUUGCUAUGUGGUUGAAAAAGGCUGCUGUAGCUCAAAUUGAUUACAGAUGUGGCCAGUUUGAGCUAUUUAUCUUUUUCUUUUUCAGGUCAUAACAGAGAUAUGUUUAUACUUUAAAAAUAGGUAGCUGCAGUGUCUAUCUGACAUCAAAGUUAGCCUUUAAAGCUCCCCCAUGCCUUGGUCUGACAAGGGAGACCUCACACUCUGAGGGUAUAUGUAUGAAUAGUAUAGUCAGUUUCAUUUCCAGGUCAGAGCCUAAAAUUUUCUAGAAGUGUUACAGAGUCCAUGUCUGAAAACAGUUUAUAUGUUGUUUUCUCCAAGGGAGCUGAUGAUGGGUGAAGAGGGACGACCUGGUAAAAAGUUGAAGAAGGCCGUCAAAGUGAAGAAAGCUGAGCGACCACCGGCUAACCCAGUUGUAGAUGUAAGUAGAGUCAAACUUUUUUCUAGCCUUGGUUAUUGUGAAGUUUUUCUGUAGACUGUAAAAUUAAAAAUGAUCAACUUAAGAGAUACUGUCAAGUGGAUAUUUCAGCUGAGUAAAAACAGCCUGAAUGAGGACGUACACAAGAUGUAAAUCUUUCUUACGCUGUUCCCUCCAGCCCACCAUCAAGUUUGAUCGGCAGCCGGACUACCUGGACAGCACAGGAGGAACUCUGCAUCCAUACCAGCUGGAGGGCUUGAACUGGCUGAGGUUUUCGUGGGCUCAGGCCACAGACACCAUCCUGGCUGAUGAGAUGGGUUUGGGCAAGACUGUGCAGACUGCUGUCUUCCUCUAUUCUUUGUACAAAGAGGUAAGAACUUUUUAUUACUACUGAAGCUUAAAUUAUUGAUUUUAUUCAUGGACCUUUAAAGGCAGGGAUUAGUUUUGUGUGAUAAGACGAUGUAUUAACUGUUGAAUCUAUAAUUAGCAAAACUCAUGCUAUGAUUUUGUUAAGGAAUUUACAAGUAAAAUUUAAUUUAUUAUGGUGGUUGGGUUUCAGACACAUGAUAUAAAUGAACUCUUUUCAUCCAAGGAGAUGAGUCCUAAGUUACGAACUUUGUCCUCAAGGCAGACCAAGGAAGUUUCAAUAUCUUGUUGGUUGAUGAAGGCUGAUGUGUGUAAUCUCUGUGUGUCGUACUGUUUUUAUGCAUGAAACUUCUUUUCAAGUGGCCCCUAAAAGCUUUUAAUGGGAGUUCCUUGUAAAUAAGUGGUUUAUGGACAUUAGUUUUGAUGAUUAGGGAGCAGGUCUGCUGAAGGAUGGAAAAAUGUCUGCUGUUUUUUGGAUUUGAUUAAAUAAAACAGUUUAAUCUUAAUAACAAAUGAGAAGAAGACCUAUUUAGUAUGAAUCAACAUUUUAUUAUUAUUGGUCUUUUUUUGUGUUUUGGUAAAUAAUCCCACAAGUGACUUCUGGAUUUCUGUCCAUAUAUCUGUAAUGAUGAUUUAUAUUUUUAGUAUAAGUUAUUUUUAAGUUGGCAUUUCACAUAUUUCAAAAGACCAAAAGUUUGCUUACUUCUCAUGUAAAUGCAAGUAUUCACUAAUGAUGUGUAGCACCUUUACAUGCUGACAUUGACUGUUUUCACACUGUUAUAGGGUCACUCCAAAGGUCCCUUCCUGGUCAGUGCUCCCCUGUCCACAAUCAUAAACUGGGAGAGAGAGUUUGAGAUGUGGGCCCCAGAUAUGUACGUGGUGACCUACGUUGGAGACAAAGAUAGCAGGGCUGUCAUCAGAGAGAACGAGUUCUCCUUUGAGGGUAACGCUAUCCGAGGUGGGAAGAAGGCAUCCAAGAUGAAGGUAAGGAAAGAAAGUUGGAAUACAGAGCAGGAUCUGGGAACCAAAACUCAGUUUAUAAGACUUUCUAUACUGUAUUGCAUUAUGAGGGUUAACUGUCAGGAUAUUAUAUUACAUUAAUAUGAAUACCAAAACCAGCUAAACUUUCAUUGAUAGUGUAUGUCUCAGCUUAUUUCUUUUUUUGGAAUUUGAACUUAUGCCCACUUCUCUCUGUGAUCUACAGAAAGACUCCACAGUCAAGUUUCACGUCCUGCUGACAUCCUAUGAACUGAUCACCAUUGACCAGGCUGUGCUGGGAUCCAUUGAAUGGGCUUGCCUGGUGGUGGACGAGGCCCACAGACUCAAGAACAACCAGUCAAAGGUAAUUACACCCAGAAUCUCCCUGAAGUGUUUGUGUAAUCCUGUGUUUAUUUACGUUAAUGUGAUUUACUUUAUUUUAUUUUUGUCCGUUCUCAGUUCUUCAGAGUGUUGAACAACUACCCUCUGCAACACAAGCUGCUUCUGACUGGCACACCUCUCCAGAACAACCUAGAGGAGCUUUUCCACUUACUGAACUUCCUGACACCAGAGAGAUUCAAGUUAGUCAUCAAGUAGCCCUUAAUGUCUUCUCACAGUUUCAUGAAUAGAAUAGGAACUACCUCAUUACUGAUACUUACUCAUUUUUAUUUGUUCUCCACAGCAACCUGGAAGGGUUUCUGGAGGAGUUUGCAGAUAUUGCCAAAGAGGACCAGAUUAAGAAGCUCCAUGACAUGCUGGGACCACACAUGCUCAGGAGGCUGAAGGCCGAUGUUUUCAAACACAUGCCUUCAAAAACCGAGCUCAUUGUUCGAGUGGAGUUAAGCCCCAUGCAGAAGUAAGUGUCGAAAGAAGGAGAUCAAACUAGUCUUCCUGUGUUAUAUUUUCUUUGUUUUGAUUUCUAGAGUUGUCAUCUCUUAAUAAUCGUCUCUUUGGUUGUUAAUCAGGAAAUACUACAAGUUCAUCCUGACUCGUAACUUUGAGGCCUUGAACACUCGUGGAGGAGGAAACCAAGUCUCUUUGCUCAAUGUGGUGAUGGACCUGAAAAAGUGCUGUAACCAUCCCUACCUCUUUCCUGCAGCCGCCACGGUAUGAUUCAGAUUUUUUUUUGCCCAAAUAUGUGAGAUCUAGAUUCUUGUGACAGUGAAUGUGGGACUAUUUUUUUGUGUGGAAACAUCUAAAAGGCUGUAAUUGUAUUCAAAUAUCUACUCUCACUGCAGGAGGCACCAAAACUUCCUAAUGGCAUGUAUGAAGGCAAUGCUCUGACCAAGUCUUCAGGGAAGCUGAUGCUGCUACAAAAGAUGAUGAGAAAGCUGAAGGAGGGAGGUCACAGGGUCCUGGUCUUCUCUCAAAUGACCAAGAUGCUGGACCUGCUGGAGGACUUCCUGGAGAAUGAGGGAUACAAAUAUGAGAGGAUCGAUGGAGGUGUCACAGGCAACUUGAGACAGGAGGCUAUCGACCGCUUUAAUGGUUAGACAUUUAUAUACAUGAGUUGUAAUGCUUAAAGACAGCUGCUGUGGUUUUAUUAUAUUUGUGUGUUUAUAUUAUUGUUCCACUGUGUUGAAUUUUCCACCGUUCAUCCCAACAGCUCCUGGUGCUCCACAGUUUGCUUUCCUCCUCUCGACCAGAGCUGGAGGUUUGGGCAUUAAUCUGGCUUCUGCUGACACAGUCAUCAUCUAUGACUCUGACUGGAACCCCCACAAUGACAUCCAGGUAUGAAAUCAUCUGGCAGAAACCUCAAAUCCGAGUCAUAAUUUUGAUUAUUGGUUAAUUAUGCCAUUUGAUCUGUGUGUGCGUGUGUUUUUGUGUGUGCUCUGUAGGCGUUCAGCAGAGCUCAUCGUAUUGGGCAGAACAGAAAAGUGAUGAUUUAUCGCUUCGUUACCAAAGCCUCUGUGGAGGAGAGGAUCACGCAGGUCUAUGAAAUCUUCAUCUUGUGACAAAAAUCACCUUCCAACCUCCUUGAAACAUGUCUGUUGUGACAGGAUUGCACUGAUCGCUGCCUAAACACUUGUUUUCCCUCCACUUACAUCUACCAGGUGGCUAAGAAGAAGAUGAUGCUCACCCAUCUGGUCGUGCGUCCUGGUCUCGGCUCCAAGACAGGCUCCAUGUCGAAGCAAGAGCUCGACGACAUCCUUAAAUUUGGAACUGAGGAGCUGUUUAAGGAUGAAGUUGGAGAGGGUGAGUUGAGUCAAAACAGAGCAAGUAUAGCUGUAAAGAAAAGUAAUGCUCAUUUGCUCAUGGAGUUUUUACAAAUAGAUAUUAAGAUAAGCUUUAGUCACACUGAGUUUAAUGAAAUGCUUGACCUUUUCUGCCAUACUCAUCCUCCUUCAACAGCUUUCCUAUUAGUCCUUACUCAAUAUUAAGAGAGAUGAUCAGGAUAUUAUCUCUUGGUGAAGGACAGAGGCUAAAAUGUGCAAAAGACUCAAGUGGAGAGUUCACACCAUCAGCACAAGGAUAUUGCAAGAAAAUGAAUAAAGUCGAUGCUUGCGUGUUUCUGUUUGACUCAUCCUACAUUUAGGAGACAACAAGGAGGACGACAGCAGUGUGAUCCACUACGAUGAUCACGCCAUUGACCGUUUGUUGGACAGAAACCAGGACGCCACAGAUGACACUGAGCUCCAGAGCAUGAACGAAUACCUCAGCUCAUUUAAAGUAGCCCAGUAUGUGGUCAAAGAUGAAGACGAUGAGGUACGAAGGCCUUAAAAACACACGUGUGAAGGGAUAGACAACUUUAGACUUAAACCUAGAUUAUUUUUGCAACUUUGCAGAGACUUUAGAUUUGUAACUUCUGCACCUGCUUUACUUUAUGGCCAUGUCUCCUUUAUAAGGCAUAAUUUUUCUUUUGUUUGAGGAGGAGGAGGUGGAAAGAGAGGUUAUUAAGCAGGAGGAAAGUGUUGAUCCUGACUACUGGGAGAAGCUGCUUCGUCAUCAUUACGAGCAGCAGCAAGAGGACCUUGCUCGAAAUCUGGGCAAAGGCAAAAGAACCCGAAAGCCAGUUAACUACAAUGAUGGCUCCCAGGAGGACCGAGGUAUAAGACAGGGUACAGAACAAUAUAUAAGCAACCUUUUCUCGUGUGUGUUUGCUGUGCAGUGUUGUUGUUGGACUCGUGUGGUGUUGGUGUAGAAAAUCAAGUGAAUGCAUGGCAUGGAGUUUUGUUUUUGCUCUGUAGCUUGAGAUUAGAUAAAGAUAUUAGUUUAUGUUCAUGUGUGGUUGUGAAAUUGAUGUAGCCAGAUGCAGCUUGUUUUAAAAAAAGCUUUCAUUACAUCUGUUGUCUCAGCUGUCUCAGCACGAAGAGCAGGAGCAGAUUUUGUAUACACAAAGAUGGCAAAUGUCAGAUCGUUAAAAGGGCACAAAGUUAAACUGAUGGAGACAAGAUUGAAAACAAAAACAUGAUCACAGACAAUGAAACAGUGAUGACUUUUCAGCCUAAACAGAUGUUGUCAUUUGGCUUUUAACUUCACAACAUUAAUGCACAGAAGUAGCUUUGCUGUUGCUGUUUCUUUUCCAUUUCCCAAGCUACAAAUUUAGUAAACUUGGGCAUGUUUAAGAUUACAAAUAAAUAAUCCACUAUGAAACACCGACAAUGAUAAUAGUUCACCCAAUAGAUUAUUUUUAUACAGUCACAGUAGACUUUUUUCUACGACAAAUUGAUACUAAACAUAUUACAAGUUUAUAGUAGGUAAGAUUAGAUCCUCAUUUAAUUGUCAAAAAUAAAAUAAUUGAGUUAAAUCUCAAAGAUGUUGUGAUGAAAGUUUUCAUGAGGUCAGUUUAUCUUCAUCUUAAGAGGACAACAGAUGUAUUUGUGUUCACACAGGUUUAGAGUCAGUCUGCUAUCUGAUAUAUAUUGCUAGUGUAAAUUUGCAUAGUUUAACAAGACUGUUUUUGUUUAUGUUUGUUUGAGAAGUUUCAGUAAUAUAUAUUUUUUCAAAGCAGCAGCUCCCCCUGCUGGCUAAAAGUAUUGUUGUCAUUAGUCUGAAGGUGCAAAUUCUCAGGGUGUUAAAGCGUUAUAUACCAAAAAAACCUGUUCAAAAACAGAGUGAGAUCCUUUUUGUCCCCCUUCCUCAACUUCUCUCUCUCUCUUUGCUCCUUUCAGACUGGCAGGAGGAUCAGUCUGAUAACCAGUCUGAUUACUCGGUGGCUUCAGAGGAGGGAGACGAGGACUUUGACGAGAGGAGUGAAGGUAAGGCUCUCAGUUUUUACUGCUUAUGUGAGGAAAAAGGUGUGCGUGCGUGCGUGCGUGCGUGUGUGCGUGAUGUGGUGGUAAGAUGGACUACCAAUAGAUGCACAUUAACCUUUUCAUUUUACAUCAAGUCAUACAGCAAAUGUUUCUACUGAGCCACUUGAAAGAUUUUGAUUGUGGACCUUCCUGUUAACAAGGAAGUCGAAUCACAGUUUAUUCAUCUGCUAACAUUCAAACCACAUCUGCAGAUUUGUAUUCUGAUUCAGACGACAGCUACAAUAUCCUCAUUGACAACUUCAACAUCAACCAAACGAACAGCAGGUGUCGCUGCAUCAUCUGCAUUCAGCGUAGAAAGGCAAGAAAAGACAAAAAGAAAAGGAAAAAGGAGAGAAAGAGAAAGAGGAAGGCAAAGGAACAGAGGAAGAAAAUUAAAGUGAAUGGCUUUGCAGCUCACUGAACAGUCUCCCCUGCACUUUAAAGAAGUUGUUUGUGUUCAUAUCAACUGUUAAGUUAUUUUGAUAUGCUCUAUGAUUUGUUUACAAGAGGUAUUUUGGAGAUGUUCUUGAACAACUGUUCACUUAAAUAUGUAUAAACAUUUCUACCAGUUAUAUUUAUUUGCUUAUAUUUAUUCAACAGUUUGUUCCUAAGUGCAAUAAUAAUAACUAUUUUGUAUUGGUUAAAUCCUGUUUACAUGAUUGUGGAUCUGUAACUUUGAUUAAAUGGAGUUUACUGCAAUAUUGUUUUAAGUUGUAAGAAGUGUUUAAUGUAGAAAUACGGAAAGGUUGUGAGGAGGGAAAGCUUCAGCAGGAUCAGCGUUCAGAGUGAAGAUACGUAAGCCAAACAAUCACAAUCACAGAGAAACCACAACAUGUUCAGAACACAAAAUGAUUGUUCACGACAUUCAGUUUGAUUUUUAACCUUUUCAUUACUGAGGAGAAAUGUCAUUCUCAAAGUUACAUAACUGGACAAUGAUCUCUUUGUCGCAGCUAACGCCCGCAGACCUAACCGUAAAGGGCUGAGGAACGAUCGGGACAAACCGCUGCCUCCUCUGUUGGCCAGAGUGGGCGGGAACAUCGAGGUUGGUUUCUGCAGAUAAAACAUAAUCUCAAGUGAAGAUUUAUUUUUUGUCUCUUUACCGUUGUUGUAUAUCUCUGGAGCAAAUUUUCCAUUUUCUCAUUUUAGGUUUUGGGUUUCAACUCACGACAGAGGAAGGCUUUCCUGAAUGCAGUGAUGCGUUAUGGGAUGCCUCCUCAGGAUGCUUUCACUAACCAGUGGUUGGUCAGGGAUCUCAGAGGGAAGUCUGAGAAAGAAUUCAAGUGAGUCUCAAUACAACACUUUCUGCUUGUCUGCUUGUAUAUCACUUUUUCUUCCACCCAAUCUUUGGCCGGAGGUUUUUGAAUUCUCUUCCUUUCAGUAGGAAGAAGUUCUCGUGAGUCUUUAAGCUUAAAAGUUGUUUUGAUGUUAUAAAAAUAAAUAUUAAAAUGAGAUCAUAACUCAGUCAGUGCAGGGCAAUAAUAUUUCCAAAUGUCAAAGCCUUAUGGUUUUAGCCCACUUGUCUUUACUGUUGCACAGUAAACCUCUUAGCCUUUCUUCCAUGAAUCUGACUCGUGUUUUAUGUUGUUUCAAUAACUUGCAGGGCUUACGUGUCUCUGUUCAUGCGUCACCUUUGUGAGCCUGGGGCUGAUGGAGCUGAGACCUUUGCUGACGGUGUCCCUCGUGAGGGUCUGUCCAGGCAGCAUGUGCUAACCCGUAUUGGUGUCAUGUCACUUAUAAGGAAGAAGGUAUGCCCCUCAUAAAUAAAGCAAUACAAAAUAUGUCAACAGGUUACAGGUUUAAACUGUCAUUGAUUACUGGCACAAAGAAUUCCAAUUCAGCUGUUCAACUAGCUGGUAAAGGUAAAUAUUCUUCUAUUGAAAUGAUUUUAUGCUGACUGAACCAACCGUUGCUUUACAGGUGCAGGAGUUCGAGCAUGUGAACGGUCAGUGGUCGAUGCCCUGGAUGGCUGAGCUUGAGGAGAACAAAAGAGCUGCAGCUUUGGCUGCAGGAGAAGAUCCGAAGACUCCUUCUACUGGGACCCCUGCAGACACACAGCCCAACACUCCUAUACCAGGUACACACAUGCAUGCAUGCAAAUGCUCAUUGUUUGACAGUUUUUUAAAACAAGAUUUAAACUCUAAAUGAUUUUGGAUUUCAUUUUUGGUUCCUGGUGCAUUUAGUGCAUUUAGGGUCUGAAAUUGGCAAUGCUUGUAUACCAAGAACCAUCAAAGACACUUGAUCUGCACGCUGUAGCAUGUCUUGGGGGAUCCUUUGAUGCAUUUCUGUUUCCUCUGAGCUCUGACCACAGCAGCAGAUGCGUCACCUCAGGUUAACAGAAGUGAAUGUACGCAUUUGUGUUGCAAUCUUGAAAUAACCCCCUAAUUUCUAAAUACACCUGUUUUUUAUUGCUUAAUACUCAGGUAUCAGUCACCAUUCAGUUUCUUUUAGUAUGCUCUUGAAUGUCAGAGUAAAAGUUCAAUAAAAAGGUACACUUGUUGACUCAUACAGCCCUACAACUUAAAAAAUGAAUGGUAUUAUUGACAGACCAGUGAAACUCAACUCUUGGUAACUCUUGGUAAAAUGUGUUUUUGUUUUGUCAGAGGAUUUGUCAAAAUCUGAGGACAAAGACGACAUGAAGAAAGAAGCAGAGGAUGGAAAAGGAGCCAAGAAGGCAGAUGAUCCAGAGGUGAAUUCUGCUUUAAUAUUCAUGUCAUAUGUCUUCGUUUUCAGUUUUAUAAGUUUUACUAAUGUGAGACUGGUCUGCUACUCUCCACUCCAGAUUAUUGAAAUCCCAGAUGAGUCUGAAAAAUCUCCUAUCCUUGAAAAGAAAGAAGGAGAAGGAGACCCAGUUGUAGGGACAGAGGAUAAAGAGAAGGAGACAGGGAAUGGAGACAAAGGAAAGGAGAAGGAGACUGAAGACACAGCAAAGGAACGGGAUGUGAAGGACAAGACCUCAGAGACAGAGAAAGACAGUCCUGCUGAGGUCAAAGGUGAAGGUUUGGAGGGCAAGGACUCCGAGGAGGACAAGUCUAAAGGUGAGGCUGGUGCUCAAAACGUUUUCUCUCAGUUUCUUUUUUGCCUUUUUUGUUAUUCUCACGUGUUUCCUCUGUUUUAGCCGAGGAGGGAAAAGAUGAAAAGAUGGACACGAGUUCAGUGAUAGAGGAGAAGAAAGGUGAGUACAUGCUGACACACAAACUCCCAGAAAUGCCUUAAAAGUCUCUGUAGAAGCUUUUAUUUUCAUUAUGAUGAGACUAUCAUAACUUUAAAUAGGUUUAUCAUAAACAAACUUUCAUCAGAAUUUUUGUUGGAUUUCAGGAUAUCAAACUUGUGUUAUUUUUGAACCAAUGAUUUUCAGAAUAACUAUGUCACUUAAAAAUAUCGUCUUAAGUUUUGCUGCUGAAAUGUUUGCAAUUUUGUUUUUCCUCACAGAGCAAAAAGAAGAGAAGGAUGGCCUAAAAACAGAAGAGACCGGCAAACUGCAGAAUGGAGAGAACACCAAAGAAGGAGGAGGAACAGCUGCACCGGUGGUUAACAUCAGUGAAGAGAAGAAAAAAGCAACCAAGCAGAGGUUCAUGUUCAACAUUGCUGAUGGAGGAUUCACAGGUGAGCACACGCACACACACACACACAUACACACAGACUGAGAAACACCUCCUUCUCCACCUCUUUGUCUAGUUUCUGUCGUUUGACUUUUCUCUCCUCUCUCUUCCAGAGCUUCACUCUCUGUGGCAGAAUGAAGAGCGGGCCGCCACUGUUACCAAGAAGACCUUUGAGAUUUGGCACCGUCGCCAUGACUACUGGCUCCUAGCUGGAAUCAUACAGUAUCCUUUCCCUCUUGAAGUCUCAUAUUUGAUUGUUUGCAAACUUCUCAAUAACAGGAAACUGCUGACUUAGGUCAGUAUGUGAAAGGACACUUAACCUUUGAAUUAUAAACUAUUGGCUGGACUAGAUUUAGUUUUAUAAAAGUGUCUUUGGGCUUCAGUAAGUUUUGAUUAUGGCAUUUCCGUUGUUGUAUUUUGAUUAAUAAUCAUUUAUAAAACAAGACGGUAAAUAAUGCUGAGUGGAUUUGUCUGUGGAACGUUUUUCAUGCAUGUUAAAGACCCUUCACCUGAAAGAAAGAAAGGUGGCACAAAGGUAUUAAGCUGUCAAGAAACACCAGUAUUGUUGCACUUGACCACAGCACCUCUCAGACACGGUUACGCUCGCUGGCAGGAUGUGCAGAACGAUGUGAGGUUUGCCAUCCUCAAUGAGCCUUUCAAAGGGGAGAUGAGCCGAGGAAACUUCCUGGAGAUCAAAAACAAGUUUCUGGCCCGCAGGUUUAAGGUGAAUUGAGCACGCUCACAGUCCCCCAUUCUUAGCGCCUUUGUUUAGCUUUGUUUUGCAUAUUUAAUUGAACAGGUGUAUGUCUCUCUUGUUUAGUUAUUGGAGCAGGCGUUGGUGAUUGAGGAGCAGUUACGUAGGGCGGCAUAUCUCAACAUGACAGAGGACCCAGCCCACCCUUCCAUGGCUCUCAACACUCGCUUCAGUGAAGUGGAGUGUCUGGCAGAGUCCCACCAGCACCUCAGCAAGGAGUCGAUGUCUGGAAAUAAGCCUGCCAAUGCAGUCCUGCAUAAAGGUAAGACCUUGUGGGUCAGAGGAGAGGGUCCAAAUGCAGCUCAACACUGAAAUAUGGUCAUUUAAAAACCUUUGACUUAAGCUUAUUGUAAAAAAAAAAUUGCUGUCCUUCAAUGUCUCAAACACUUCUUUAUUAUCUAGUUCUCAAACAGCUUGAGGAACUGCUGAGUGACAUGAAGGCUGAUGUCACACGUCUCCCUGCAACCAUCGCCAGGAUACCUCCUGUGGCCGUGCGGCUGCAAAUGUCAGAGAGAAACAUUCUCAGCCGAUUGGCAAGCCGAGGUCCAGAGGUCACUCCUCAGAACCAAUCACAGACCUCACAGCAGAUGCAAGUACCGCGCUGACCAAUCACCUCAUACGUUUCCCCUCAGAGGCUAGCUGCCCUCACCUCAUCUCCAUGUAGCAGAUGUCCUCACCCCCUUGAACACCAUGUACAGCACACAGUCAGGUUAGUCCUCCUCGCUCUGCACUCACAACCCGACUCCGGACUCAGAGGACCAUCAGCUGUGCUGCUGGACUUUGACUUCUCUCAAGACCGAAAUAAUAGAUGUAGAAUGAGAGUGAAGAAGAAACCAUUUACUUUCACGGCAGACCAGAGAACAGUUUUUCUCCUCCUCUGGGAUUCAGAUUUAACUCCUGUAACCUGAGCACUGUUGAACUGCGGGACUGCACUGACCUGUCCCUGAUCUUUCUCUCUUCACAGCAGGGUCAAACUUCGUAUUUGUAACUUUAUGUAACAUGAAGCUGAAGAAGCUAGACAGGAGAAAAUGCAGCAUGUUUGGAGUAUACUGGUGCUUUGUAGUAUUUUUCAGAUUAUCAAAGAGUUCAAGGGAUUUAAUUGUGCUCAUUUUCACUCGUAGAAAAUUGUGAAGCUUUUUUUUUUAAAGGUAGUUUAACUCUAAUGUCCUCACCUGUGUGUGUGGAGAGUAAAGGAGAGUGAGGAUGAGCAUACGUGUUUUUGUUUCCUGUAAGUAAAAUAAGGCAUAUUAAUGUGCACCUCUACUGCAGAAAGACUGUUGACACUGAGAGACUGUUAGUCACUUUUCUAUCAGUCUGUCAGAUCCGUUACCUCCUGACCCUUCAUCCCAAACUGACCUGUUUCUCGUCAGGUGACUCAAUCCAGGAUGAGCUGUCUGUGCUCUUCAAACUGAACUCUGACAUUCCUAACAGACCACGACACAGAUUUCUCCUCGGAAACUCUCCUGCAUUUGUCUGAAAUACGGAUGUGUAUUAGCUCCACAGCUUUUAGGUACAUGGGACGGCUUUUGUGAAUGAUGGCAAGCUUAACUUAAUUUAAUUUCUUACUGUCUUUUGUUAUGUUGUUACAUGAUUGAAUUUAUUAUUAUGGUUACCACAUUUUGUCAUUGCUGUUUGUUUUUAUGGACUACAAUAAAAAGUAAACAGUUUUCAAGGUUU